This is a messenger RNA of Melanotaenia boesemani (Boeseman's rainbowfish), 2752 nucleotides long. RefSeq names its product inositol hexakisphosphate kinase 2-like. NCBI's taxonomy places the organism in Eukaryota, Metazoa, Chordata, Actinopteri, Atheriniformes, Melanotaeniidae. Gene Ontology annotation, cellular component: nucleus; cytoplasm. The record is from RefSeq and is a predicted model, not a curated record. Gene Ontology annotation, molecular function: inositol hexakisphosphate kinase activity. Bases 478 to 1998 code for a protein of 506 amino acids. The transcript has 5 exons. Gene Ontology annotation, biological process: phosphatidylinositol phosphate biosynthetic process; inositol phosphate biosynthetic process.
CAGCUCUUGCUGUCAGGGAGCGUCCAUUCUGUAGUGGAGGCGCAACCAGAAUGUGUCUCUGUUUAUCUCAUCUGCCGCAGCAGCACAGGUCCAACAUUUAACAUUUAAAGGACAUAAAAGAGCUUUCUUUUUUUUACUCAUCUACAAGAGUUACAAGAAAAAGGAGUUGAAAGGAUUUAUAUAUCUGCUAAACCUGAGCUGUCCCUUCUGCUUCUCUUCUAUUUCCUACUUCCUGUCCUUUGUUUUCGAGCAGCAGAAUCUCUGACAGCACAGACAAAACAGACCAUCACAUCCGUAGCCUCUGAAGACUGCAGGAAAAACUCGUCAAAACCUGCAACCUUAAUGCGACAUAGCUGGACUUGUCAUCUGUGGAUCUGCAGUGCGUGAGCGUCCCAGGCUGACAGGGCCCCCACCACAUUGUGUGUGCGUGUGUGAGGAGGCUAAUGCCCGCGGUAGUGUGGCCAGAACCAGAGGAGGAUGAGUCCGGCUGUGGAGGCUCAGGCCCAAGAGGCCAUGGAUGCAGAGCAAAAGGACAAACAGAAACAGAACCAGCUGCAAAACCAGCUGCAGCGCCAGCAGUGCUGCAUUGAGAAAGGGGUGAUGCUUGAGCCCUUCGUGCACCAGGUCGGGGGACAUUCCUGCGUCCUGCGCUUUGGGGAGCAGACCAUCUGCAAGCCCCUCAUUGCCCGUGAACAUCAGUUCUACAAGAGCCUGCCUGCUGCAAUGAGGAAGUUUACCCCCCAGUACAGAGGUGUGGUCUCGGUAAGCUUUGAGGAGGAUGAAGAAGGGAAUCUUUGCCUAAUCGCCUACCCCCUCCACAGUGACUCUGCAGCAGAUCUAGAAAACAAGGACCACUCAACAGACUGUGAACCCAAGAUGCUCCAGUGGGGUAAAAUGUUGGCAUCCUCACUGCUUGUGGACAGCGAAAACUACACCAAAGAUGGUCGCAGCCGACAAACUCGCAAAGACAAGGAAAAGAGUGCCCACAUGCUGCAGGAUGACAUGGAGCUGGAGUGGCUGCAGCAGGCCGAGGUGUCCCACUACAGACUGGAGCACAGUCACUGUAACGCUGUCCCGCAGCUCAAACACAACCCCUGGAGCCUCAAGUGUCACCAGCAGCACCUGCAGAGGAUGAAGGAGAAUGCAAAGCACCGAAAUCAAUACAAAUUUAUUCUGUUAGAGAACCUAACCUGGCGGCACGCCGUGCCAUGUGUGCUGGACCUGAAGAUGGGCACACGGCAGCAUGGAGACGACGCUUCAGAGGAGAAGAAAGCCAUGCAGAUCCGCAAGUGUCAGCAGAGCACGUCGGCCUCUAUAGGAGUUCGCCUCUGCGGCAUGCAGGUGUACCAUUCUGACACAGGCCAGCUGAUGUUUAUGAACAAGUACCACGGCCGCAAACUGGCCCUGCCAGGUUUCAAGGAGGCUCUGUUCCAGUUCUUCCACAGCGGGCACCGCCUGCGCCGUGAACUGCUUUCCCCGGUGCUCAGCAGGCUCAGACAGAUGCAAGCUGCCCUGGAAGCCUGCGAAUCUUACCGCUUUUACUCCAGUUCCCUGCUCAUCAUCUACGAUGGAGCCCCACACAGAAAACACACACGGCGACGCACAGAAGAUGGCCUCUCUGAAGAUGAGGAGGAGGAGGAUGAAGACGAGGAAGUGGAAGCCGAACCCGAAACUGAGGAGGAGGGGGAAGAUGAGGAGGAGGAGGAGGGUGAAGUGGCAGGUGCACUUGGCUUUCCACACAGCCCCUCCACGUCUAGCGAUGGCAGCAAUAGCUGCUCCAGCAGCAGCGCAAGCUCAAGUAUCAGCCAGACUCGCUUGUCCCAACCAAACCCCCGUGGCCCCGUGGUGGAUGUGAGAAUGAUAGACUUCGCCCACACCACAUGCAGACAUUACCGCGAGGACAGCGUGGUCCACGAGGGCCAGGACAGUGGCUACAUAUUUGGCCUCCAGAACCUGAUCACAUUCAUCUCUGAGCUGGAGAACCACAGCACAGACUGAAAACUGCAUAAAGCACAUGUGUUCAAACACCGAGGCACGAUAACACUCUCAAACAGGAGGAACAAAGGAGUAACAGAACAUAGACGUGGAGAGAGGUUUCUUCUAACCUCCGCAAAAUUGUAGCUGGCCUUUUAACAGGACCCUCUCCCUGUUCCUGCCAUGGUGCUUUUCAAUGUCACCAUUGCGUAUGUCGACCACCUGGAUAUGAAACACCAUCUGUGUGAAUGCUGCCCUGAUUUACCCAGUAUCAUCGUCCUGUUUUAACCCUCAUAACCAUAAUAAAGAAGGGUAGGCAGCAAAUAAAAGCAGCUUGAAGUUUGAGAAAGAAGAAUGUUUUCCUUGUGUCUGAUUUUCCAAAGAAGUGUCACAUAAACAUGCACUGUAAGACACUCUGAAGACUGUUUAGACGAUACAAGGCUAUCAAAGGAAGCAGGAGUUGCACGAGGACAGAUGAUGGAAGAAAGAUAAGCUCAACCCCCUUGCUUCUUCUUUUUUUCCUGUUCUGCCAUCAUUUUUCCCUUUUCAUCUGCUAUAUUCAUAUGUCAGAGAGAAAAUAGAGAUAUUUAUUUAUUUGACAGGUUUCAUAAAAUAAACUAAAAUUUUUAAAAAUGUGAAUGGAAAGUAGAACAUUCCAUGUUAUUAAUGUUACAAUAAUGAUAUUAAUAUUGUUAUUUGACAUGUUUGGAUACCUCUAUCUUGUUUUUCUGUGUUGUCAACAGUUUGUUGGGGGGAAAUUAAAACUGGUUUGUGGUAA